Messenger RNA from Rosa chinensis, 1341 nucleotides. Its product is annotated as phenolic glucoside malonyltransferase 2. Lineage: Eukaryota; Viridiplantae; Streptophyta; Magnoliopsida; Rosales; Rosaceae. The transcript has a single exon. Bases 1 to 1341 code for a protein of 446 amino acids. The record is from RefSeq and is a predicted model, not a curated record.
AUGGCAAACUUAUCAGUGAAGAAAGUUGAGGUCUGCAGGGUGGCACCAAAACCAGGUUCAUCUGAGAACCAGUCACUUCCUCUAACGUUCUUCGACUUAUUCUGGCUCCGUUUUCAGCCCGUUGAACGCCUCUACUUUUACCAAACCUCUUCCACCGAUUAUUCCGUACUUUCCAAACUCAAAACCUCCCUGUCUCUCACUCUCCAACACUUCCUACCUCUCGCCGGAAACCUCACCUGGCCCCAAGACUCCCUCAAACCCGUUCUAAGCUACGUUCAAGCCGACGCCGUUUCACUCACCGUAGCUGAGUCCGAUGCAGAUUUCGACCACCUCAUAAACAGUACCUCUCUUGCAGCCCAAGAUUUCAGUCCUCUUGUUCCUCAGUUGGAUGUGACUGACGAGCGAGCCGCCGCCAUGGCGUUGCAAAUCACAGUCUAUCCCAACCGCGGAUUCUCCAUCGGAACGGCCAUGCACCACGCAAUCCUCGAUGGCAAAACGUCGACCUCGUUUGUCAAAGCAUGGGCUCAUAUAUGCAAACAUGAAGAAGCACAAGCUCUGCCUUCGUCUUUGGUACCCUUUUACGACAGAACGGUCGUCAAGGACCCGGCCGGGCUCGAAGAACUCUACUCUGUCCAUCACCAAAACAAGGACGGCCGGACCGACAACAGAAGCUUAAGCAUUGUCUCCUACCGUAAAGCUUCAGAUCAAGAAGACUUGAUUCGGGGCACAUUCGAGUUCACUCGCGCAUUUAUCCAAACACUUAGAGGGCAUGUCAUAUCUAAAAUGGCUCCUGAUUCAUCGCUCCACUUGUCAACUUUUUCUCUGGUCUAUGCCUACACAUGGGUCUGUAUGGUGAAGGCCGAAGAAAUCAAAGGGGAGAAGACGGUAGUCAUCUUCGGGGUGGACUCCAGGUCCCGGUUGGACCCUCCAAUACCUGCAACGUAUUUUGGUAACUGCGUAGUGGGUCGUGUAGCAGUUGCAGAAACAAAAGGGCUAUUGGGUCAAGAUGGACUGGUUGUAGCUGUGAAAGCAAUCACAGAAGCUUUAAGAAGCUUGGAGAAAGGGGUUCUGGAUGGGGCAGAGAAUUGGGUUUCGAAAUUUCUCGAUUUUUCGCUGUAUGAUAGGAUAUAUUCGAUUGCAGGGUCACAUAGGUUUGAGGUUUAUGAUACCGAUUUUGGAUGGGGAAGGCCGAAAAGGGUUGAGGUAAUCUCCAUUGAUAAGACGGGAGCCAUUUCUCUUUCGGAUAGUAAGAAUGGUGGUGGAGGUGUUGAGGUUGGCGUGGUUUUGAAGAAACAGUAUAUGGAGGCUUUCGAUGCUCUGUUUGCUAGCCCGGUGCAUUAG